UUUGUCUCAGAGCGUGUUCGGACUUGCCCCUGUGUCCGAGUGCCCGAUAAAAGGCGCCAGCGAAGGCAAGAAUUCAGUUCGUCGGGAGCUGCGGAACGGCAAGGAUCACCACCUCUCUCUCCAGUGACCGACACUUCAGCAAGUUGGACCGUCGUCAAACUGACCAUCUCACUGAAAUGGCCAGUUCAGCCAUGGUAUUUUAUUGCAACAAGUGCGGCAAAGACUUCACUCAAAAACGGUCGCUUACGCGGCACCAAAAUUUUGCGCACACCGCAUUACCUACCAGUUACAUUUGCAAGAAAUGUAACAAAACAUUUUCCCGUCUCGACGCGUUAAAACGCCACGAAAAACAGCAUGCAGCUGGAGCAUCCCACCACGAGUCUGAUUUCAGAGGAAAUACCUUUGCUAGGGUUUCCGACAAUAGCAAUGAGCGCUCAGAACCGACCACCUACCGUUGUGAGACGUGCGAAAAGACCUUCACCCGGCGCGACGCCAUGAAUCGACACCAUCAGCAGAAGCACACAUCUGCCGCGCCCCAGCAUGAAUGUGAUUUCUGCGGGAAACAGUUUGUCAGGAAGGACAAGCUGCUAGAACACAAACGAACACAUGACAAACAUCCGACAAGACUAUCGUUCCGCUGUCGUUUGUGUAACACAUCCUUCAACACGGUAGGAGAACUGCAUCGUCAUAGGGAAGAGGUACACCCAGAAGACGUGCCGUCUACGUCCCGAGGCCACAAGAGAAAACUUUCAGCUAACACCGACGAGAGUGCACCGAAACGGGCCAGAAAAGUGCAGCCCUUGUCACCAAACGACCCGUUUCCCGUGCAGGAAGACCCAUUGGACAAACCGGAGGACUUGGCUUUAGAAGACGAAGAUCCAGCUUUGGAACAGAUGUACAGAAGAAAAUGGUCAAACAUCCGUACACACUUUGAGAGGAAAUCGGUCCAUGACAGGUAUAAUUUUAGAAUGAACUCCGUCAACGUGGACGACCUGGCAGAAAAAGUGUGGGCGAUCUUCCGAGACCAAAAGACGUCGUUCAAAAUCAACUUGUCGUACGGGUUCGUUCUCCGCAACAACGAAGGUGAUCUGCGCUAUUUCUACCCCUGCGAGAAUAACCACACUUUCCUGAAGAACCCGGUGAUAGUCGACAACGAGGAAGACAUGCAAAGAUUUUUGGACCAAAUAGCCGACAAGGACAUCGUCGAGUAUUGCCGACAGCAGCGUCCGGACUCCAAAUGGAUCGUACACGCCAUUCCACAUGUAGAGUUUUACGUCAGCAAACUGGGAGACCAUCCCAUCGGCGCACCCAAGACCCUUCCCGCGUACAUCGUCAAAAACAAAGCCAUCAAUGUUCUUCAAAGCGGAAUGCACGGACCAUUCGACGACAACCUGUGCUUCUUUCGCUGUCUUGCUGCACACUACGGCAAGGAUCCAAAACGACUCGAGACGGCGACCAAGGAGCUCCUCAAACAGUACCUGGAAGCCGCGGACCUAACCGAGAAAGACUUCUGCGGGGUGGCCCUAGGAGACUUGGCCGACAUAGAGAAACUCUUUCAAGUCAACGUCUACGUCUACUCGCUUCGGCUCAGUGACGAAGAAGACGAGGAAAACGACACACUGUUUGCUGAACUGAUCAGACGUCCCCUCACCCGCUACAAAAACACCAUGUACCUCAACCUGUAUGAAGAUCACUUCAGCUACAUCAAGGACUUUAAGACGUACGCCAAAUCGUACGGUUGCCCCACGUGCGGGAGGAAAUUUAAGCGCGCCUACAACUUGCGGUAUCAUCAGACAAAGUGCACCGGGGCCGUAAAGUACGUCUAUCCCGGCGGGGCGUACAACAGGAGACAAACCAUAUUUGAACAACUGGACGAUGUCGGCAUCCACGUUGAUCCAAAGGAUCGCUUUUACCCUUACCGAGCGACGUACGACAUCGAGUGUCUCCUGAAACCGCUGUCCGAUCAAAACACCGACAAGAUGUCGUGGGAGGCCGUGCACGAACUGUUAAGCGUCAGUGUCUGCUCCAAUGUACCAGGGUUCACGACGCCUAAAUGCUUCGUCUCCGAGGGUGAUCCGUCCGCUGUUGCUGACGAGAUGUUGGAGUAUCUGCAGGAGAUGAGUGAGGCGGCCUACGAGGGGUUGAAAGAACAUUUUGCCGACGUUUUUGAACAGAUAAACUCGUUGUACCCGGAUGAUGAUGACGAUGAUGAUGAUGAUGAAGAUGACUUCACGAUGUCUCGACCGGAAGAACAAAAUGUCGCGAUGUUGGACGGAGAAGACGAAGAAGGUGACAUCGUGAUGCUAGAAGAAGAUGAAUCCUCCGUAACGUCACGAGAAGACGAUGAAGAUUCCACCAUGUCGGAAGAUGAAGAACAUGACGAAGACGGGGAGGGUGAAGAAAAACAGCAAGAAGGGAGAACUUGGAUCAGGAAGUUGAUCGGUCGACUGCACCACCACCUUCGUCAGUUACCCAUUGCUGGUUUCAAUUCUGGGAAGUACGAUGUAAACGCCAUGAAGAAGGUAUUCCUCCCCCUCCUGCACACGCAACAGGAGAACCUACGGCCCAUCAAGAAGAACAACAGCUUCAUGUCCAUCGAGACGGAUCAUCUCAAGUUCCUGGAUCUGAUCAACUAUGUGGCGCCCGGGUUCUCCUACUCCCACCUGCUCAAGGCGUACGAGUGCCAGGAGAUGAAGGGAUUCUUUCCGUACGAAUGGAUGGACGACCUGAGCAAGUUGGAGCAGACAAGCCUUCCACCUGCUGACGCGUUCUACAGCAGGUUGCGCGGGACACACAUUUCCCCAGACGACUACGCCCACUGUCAGACGGUCUGGAAAGAAUGCGGCAUGAAGACCAUAAAGGAUUUCUUGAUAUGGUAG
Messenger RNA from Branchiostoma belcheri (Belcher's lancelet), 2879 nucleotides. RefSeq lists its product as uncharacterized. The record is from RefSeq and is a predicted model, not a curated record. Gene Ontology annotation, molecular function: chromatin insulator sequence binding. NCBI's taxonomy places the organism in Eukaryota, Metazoa, Chordata, Leptocardii, Amphioxiformes, Branchiostomatidae. Gene Ontology annotation, cellular component: chromosome. The coding region runs from base 177 to 2879 and encodes 900 amino acids. Gene Ontology annotation, biological process: regulation of transcription by RNA polymerase II. The transcript is spliced from 3 exons.